UCUGUAUGUGUGUGUUCUGUCUGUAUAAGGGUGGGAUGGUGAAGUGUGUAUUAUGAUGGGAUGGCAAAAAUUCGUCGGGACACUCCUUGACAGUGGCGUUGCGAACAAUUGAGAGGAACAGUGUUUAUGUUAUUGUAAGUCCCGAUACAUUCGUGCAUUCGGAGGAUACUGCAUAAGCGUAGAAAACAUGAUUUCAUGGUGGAAAAUUGGAAUUAUUCUGCCAGUGGAAAGGUACAUUAACCAUACAAAAUGAAAUUCAAGGCUGAAUUGCAUUUUUUUAUCUUUGGUCUGGCAUCUUUGAUGGUGAUGAGGCAGGUAGGAGCAAUGAUAUCACAGUCAUCUAUUGUGCUGGAGAACGGCGGAUAUACCGAUAUUGUGGUUGCUAUUGAUGAGAGUCUGAAGGAGAAUGACGCCUUGGUUCAGGCGAUACAGCGCAUGUUCAUUGAUGGUUCGGGAUAUUUAUAUCAGGCGACAAGGAAACGUGUCUACUUCAAGAGCAUCACCAUCAUCAUCCCAUCUACCUGGUCAACUAAAGCAGAGUACAGGUCACCAGGACGAUUGACCUUUGACGAUGCCGACGUCAGAAUUGCACCACCCAAUUCUCUGUGGGCGCCAAAUCCUUACACACACCAGGUGCAAGGAUGUGGAAAGCCAGGGAGUUACAUUCAUUUCAUAGAAGAAUUCUUAACCAGCUCCGAAACGAAGGAUACCUUUGGACCCUUAGGGCGUGUGCUGAUACAUGAGUGGGGUCAUCUUAGAUGGGGGCUCUUCAAUGAAUAUCCUGAUCCCGUGGGAGACCAAAAGGAUAUAGUCCAUUACUACCAAUCAAUGGAAGAUGAAAAAUGGAAGCCCGUGGCGUGUAACCAAGGGAUUUACACCAGGGCACUUAUCAAAGAUGAAAGUAACGACGCUUCCGACUAUCGAGGUUGUGAGGGGAAUGAAGAUGAUGGAUAUGAAGAAGGGUGCAUGGCGAUAACCUCAGGACCAGGAUUAUCCACUGGCUCUAUCAUGUACGGACUGCUUAAGUUUGAUCAGAUACAACAUUUUUGUGAUAACGACAAGAGUGAUCCUGACAACCUUCAUAACCGAGAAGCCCCAAAUAAACACAAUCGACUUUGUAACUCAAGGAGUGCAUGGGAAGUCAUGAGGGAACAUGAAGAUUUCAAAGACAACAUUUCCCCACCAUUGGAUCUGAGUGAUGCUGAUAUCUUACCGUCAUUCACACUGGCCCAAGCACGUAUUAGAGAUGAAUGUCGGAUAGUUAUAGUUAUUGAUACAUCAGGGAGCAUGGAUACAAGUGACAGAAUCCUGAAAGCUAUCAGUGCAUCCACCGCUUUCAUCGAUCUGGUUAAUGAAGAAACAUGGGUUGGCAUCGUGACUUUUACUUCAAGUACCUCCAUCAGGCAUGGAUUAAUACAAGUCUCAUCCCAAGCAGAUAGAUCUGCCUUACGCGACACAUUAAGUUUCUCAGCAGAUGGAGGCACGUGUAUAGGAUGUGGACUAGAGAGUGGACUUCAGGUGUUGGGAGAACAUCCCUCCGGGAUACUUAGCGGAGCAGACAUACUAUUAAUGACUGAUGGGGAAGAUGCAGGCUUUGCUACUCAUCCUGCUCGGCAGACUGCCAUAGAAGAAGGAGUGAGGAUCAACACUGUAGCUAUAGGAGAUGAUGCGUACGGUAAACUCAACACCGUUUCUUUAGAAACAGGAGGAUUAGGCUUCUCUUAUCGCGAUAAUGAUGGCAGAGCUGAACUUAUCACUGCUCUAACUCAAACUGCUGAGACAUGUUCGGGAACGGAUACUUCGAAAGGACGCGUUCAACUUUCUUCCGUAGGAUUCACGCUUGGUACAAGAGGGGUGACCAGUGGACACUUUUAUAUUGAUCCAUCGAUUGGCUCUGGAACCCAGUUUAUUGUAACCUACACUCACGGCUCAGAUAUCAUACCCGGUGUUAUCCUAACCCUCACCCAGCCGAAUGGGAAAACCAUAUCUCCUGGCAGCUUUGAAUACAACGAAGAUGCCCAGAGAAAGGUGAUCAGCGUUUUUAUCAAUGGCAGAGCAGAGAUUGGCAAAUGGUUUUAUGAAAUCACUAACACGUUUCCCGGAACACAUUCCGUCACCUUUUCGGUCUAUUCCCGACCUAAUAAUGAAGUGCAAGAUGGAAGCGUUAUAUCUGUCAAGUCAUACAUCAGUGACUCGGUCCUGAACCAAUCUGAAGACAUAAAAGCACUGGUCACAUAUGCUGAAGUCAUGAAAGGCUCUUCCCCUGUCAUCAAUGCAACCGUACGAGCCACAGUGGAAAGACCUGGGGGUGUUGCUGUAACAUAUGAUCUCCUAGACAAUGGUGCAGGGGCUGAUGUGACUGCAAAUGAUGGAGUGUAUACACGAUCAUUUCUUAACUACACUGGAGAAGGCUUCUAUGGUAUCGGCAUCACAGCAGAGAAUGAUGGCAGCGCUUUGAUCUUGAAAGGAAAAACAGGGUCUCAGGCACCAGCUUUUAUAAAUAUCACGGAAGACGGACAGGUGGUAUCAGACGGAUCUAUAGGAAACUAUACUAUUCGUCUACCCGGAGAUCAAGUCUUUGACAGCUUGGUGUUUGAGAAAGCGGCACCUUUUACGAGAAGCUCGUCAGCUGGUUCGACCAAUGUACCAAGUCUUCCACAAGGCUUUACACCAGGACAAGACCUGUUCCCACCGAACCGGGUCCAGGACCUGCGGGUUAAACUUACAUCUCUCAAUGAAUCUUCAGUGGUUCUGACCUGGACCGCACCAGGUGAUGAUCUAGACACGGGAACUGCCAUGAGUUAUGACAUCAGAAUAUCUCACUCCCCUGCACUACUUCUGGCCAAUUUCUCAAACGCAACUCAGCUUGAAUUCAAUCAAAUCCUGGAAGGGAAUGUGUCCAGCCCAAAACCCUUUGGAUCCCUAGAAGAAUACGUCAUAACGGUUCCUGACGUCACAGCAGUUACAACAUUCUCGUAUGCCUUUGCUCUGCAAGCAUCUGAUGACGCGGGUCUGACGAGUCCAGUUUCAAAUGUAGUUAAGGCGACUUUCAGGAGGGUCAUCCCUACAUCUCCACCGCCCAAACCAGGUCCAUGUGAUAGUAUGGUGUGUUACAAUGGCGGGACUUUGGACGAAAGGAGAUGCUUAUGUUCCUGCUCCGAUGAGUUCCCGGGAGAAUAUUGCGAAUAUGUGAAGUCACAGCUCAAGAACGGUGUCCAGGUCGAUCUUCGAGGGAACCAAGAUGAGUGGCAGGAUAGUGCUGAGCCUCUACUUGCAUCUGUGACAGAGCAGCUGAAUCUCUUCUGCACCAACAAUUUCGAUACAUGCUGUCCCGGAAGAGGACAGAUUUUGAGUAAAUCUCUACGAAUCCAGUUUGUAACGGUAGACGAUGUGAAGAUUGCUGAUGGGUAUCCUGUAAUCGAAGGAAAAGAAGAAGACGAUGACCAACUAUACACAUGCUCUUUUAUUGUCUAUGCUCUUAAACCUGCUGGCCCUGAUGUAUGCUCAGAUGCUUCGGGUCCACUGUCCCGAUGGAGACGAGGAGAUCAUUCCAACGUCCAGAGACGAUCCGCUGAGCCCAUUUACAUCUCUCAGGAUCUCCUCUUAGACGCCAUUUUGAAUGGCCGUGCAGCCAUAGCAUCCUAUCUCAUAAACGCUACUUCAAAGGCCAUCUCUAUCGCGAACAUUACCCUGCCUAUCGAAGAGGAGAAUGCCGUCCCAACCGACAGCAAACCGGAGGUAUCAAACCGUUCCAUGAUCGUCAUUACGAUCGUCUGCAUUUUGAUAAUUGGGAUUAUCAUUUGUCUUCUGGGAGUCGCAUAUUACUAUAAGAGGUGUAGGAAGAAUGCAUCGUACCAGGCUGCCAGGAAAGAUGACCAAGAUGACGUAUAGACAAGUGAACAUCUAUUUCACUAAUGUCAUAGUUUGCACGUUGAAAAUAUGCAGAAUUUUAU
Strongylocentrotus purpuratus (purple sea urchin) is the source of this 3953-nucleotide messenger RNA. Its product is annotated as calcium-activated chloride channel regulator 1. Gene Ontology annotation, molecular function: protein binding. The record is from RefSeq and is a predicted model, not a curated record. Lineage: Eukaryota; Metazoa; Echinodermata; Echinoidea; Camarodonta; Strongylocentrotidae. Bases 250 to 3891 code for a protein of 1213 amino acids. The transcript has 20 exons.